This is a messenger RNA of Sordaria macrospora k-hell, 2172 nucleotides long. Lineage: Eukaryota; Fungi; Ascomycota; Sordariomycetes; Sordariales; Sordariaceae. The record is from RefSeq and is a predicted model, not a curated record.
AUGCCCAAGAGAAAGGUCGCCGCCCUCGAAAAGGUCGAUGCUGACCUGGUCAGUUUACAGUACAAGAUCAGGAGGGAUCCCAAGUCCUACGCCCAAGAGUUCUACGACCAGUGGCUCGCAUACGACGCCCAACGCCAAAUCUUCAUCUCCUCUCCCUCGUCUGCUUCCAGCGAAGACAACAAGAAAUUCCACGACCUCGUUGACCUCAUCGCCCACUGCGCCGAUCUCUACCCCGAUGUCACCGCCCCCUACUACGACCAGCUCAAGGAACUCUUGACCCAACAUCAUGCCGUCCUCAACCCCGAUCUGCGCGAAAAGGUCGUUGGCAGCUUGUCUCUCCUCCGUCGCAAGGAUGUCAUUGACUCGACCAGCCUGCUCACCACCCUGUUCCCCAUCCUGAUCUCGACUCCUUCCAAGUCCCUCCGCUCCCUCCUCUACACCAAGAUCAUCAGCGACCUGCGCGAGUCCAACUCCAAGGCCACCAACCACAAGCUCAACCGCACUAUCCAGACUGUCCUGCACAACCUGGUUACCUCGGACCGUACUUCGACCAAGGGCAUGUGGGCCUGCCGCAUCACCCGCGAGCUGUGGCGCCGCCAGAUCUGGACCGAUGCCCGCCCCUGCGACGUCAUGAAGGAGGCCUGUUUGUCCGACAACGAGAAGGUUGUCGUUGGUGGUGUUCGCUUCUUCUUGGGCGGCGACAAGGAGCGCGAGGAGAUGGAAGACGACUCUAGUGACGAGGAGAUUGACGUUAAGAAGGUCAAGCAUCAGGGCACUAUCAACAAGAAGACCAAGAAGCGCCAAAGGGUCAUGGAGAAGGCCAUGGAGAAGAUCAAGAAGCAGGAGCGCAAGAAGCAUGCCCCUCACCCGCUGAACUUCUCGGCUCUUCACCUUAUUCACGAUCCCCAAGGGUUCGCCGAGCAGCUUUUCCAGAAACAUCUGCAAAAUACCAAGUGCAAGUUCUCCCUGGAUAACAAGCUCCUUGUCCUCCAGCUCGUCACCCGUCUGGUUGGUCUGCACAAGCUCACCAUCAUUUCCUUGUACCCUUGGUUCACCAAGUACCUCACGCCCAAGCAACCGUCCGUCACGUCAUUCCUCGCCUCUUUGGCGCAGGCGACACACAACCACGUUCCUCCCGACGCCAUUGAGCCUCUCGUCAUCAAGAUCGCCAACGAGUUUGUCUCUGAGGCUUCCGCCGCUGAAGUCGCUUCCGCCGGUAUCAACUCUAUCCGCGAAGUCGCUCUGCGUCAACCGCUCUGCAUGAGCGAGACCCUCCUCCAGGAUCUAGUCAUGUACCAGAAGUCCAAGGACAAGGGUGUGGUGAUGGCCGCCAAGGGAGGCGACAUGGGAUUGAAGUCGGGCGAGGUCAAGAGGCUCAAGUUCGGUGAAGAGCAAGUGGAGAGUGGUAUUGAGGGUAUCGAGCUUCUCGAGAAGUACAAGGAGGAGCAAAGACUCAAGAAGCUCGCCGAGAAGGGUGAGGAUGCCGAUGGGGACGCCAAGAUGGAGGAUGAGGAUGAAGACGGUUUCAACUCCGACGAGUGGGAAGUCGCCUCCAACGAUUCCGAUUCUUCGACCGGAUGGAUCAAUGUCGAGCACUCGGACGACGAGGACGAAGGCCCUCCCGCAGCCAAGAAGCAGCGUCGCGACAGCUCUGCUGCUCCCGACCUGAUUUCCGAUGAAGCCAUGGCCGCCGCCGCCGAAGCCAACCGCAUCUCCAAGCUCGCCAUGACUACUAUCCUCACACCAGCCGAUCUUGCCAAGUUGGCAGAACUCCGCCGCGAGGCACAAUUAGACAAGAUGACAGGCAACGUCUCCAAGAGGAGACAGGAACUCAUCAACAAGCACAUCGAAGACGGUGUUACCGCCGACGACAUCGAGUUGCCUGCCCAGAUAGGCAAGAAGAGCACCAAGGAGGAGCGUGUGGCCAUGGCCAAGGACGGCAAGCCCGGGCGCGAGGAGCACAAGUCUACGCAGGCCAUCAGGAAAUCCAAGAAGGAGGCCGAGGGCAAGUCGUCGACGAAUAAGGAGAAGGCGAGAAAGAAGAACUUCUUGAUGACGGUCGGUAAGGCCAAGGCGAAGCACAAGAGGUCGUUGGUCGAUACCAAGAAGAGGUUGACGGCGCAUAUUGCCAGGAGUAAGAGUGGAGGAAGGAGAAGGAACGGUAUGAACUGA